AUGAUUUGUGUUCUAUUUAUUUUUCUUUUCGUGUUAUGGGCAUUAUGGUUUGGAAAUACAGAAGCGGAUAACGAUAAGGAACCCGAGAUACAAAUUGGUGCACCAACAGACGUUAAACAUGUCGCGCAUAUUGGUUGUGACGGCCCUUCUUCCAAUGCUCCUAGUUGGAUGAACGACUUUCAAGGUUCAUCAGAUAAUGGUGGAACAUCAGAAUCAAUGAGAACUCCAGAUCGUCAUGGCAAGUCAAAGCAAUCCAAAAAACAAGCUUCUAACCUCUCAGUAAAUUCUUCGGACACAGACACCAAGCCCAGAAAGAACAAAACCUUGAAUAGCGAUAAUGAAAGCCACGGUAGAAGGGCGAAAAACGCGACCGCAGAGUCACCGUCACAAGAAUCAGGGGCAAAAAAGAACCGAAGGAAAAAAAGAACAUCAACUCGAGAUUCAUCUAAUGCUGACUAA
This is a messenger RNA of Helianthus annuus (common sunflower), 459 nucleotides long. RefSeq names its product CRIB domain-containing protein RIC6. The record is from RefSeq and is a predicted model, not a curated record. The coding region runs from base 1 to 459 and encodes 152 amino acids. NCBI's taxonomy places the organism in Eukaryota, Viridiplantae, Streptophyta, Magnoliopsida, Asterales, Asteraceae. The transcript has 3 exons.